Molecule: messenger RNA, 1029 nt
Organism: Aureobasidium pullulans EXF-150
Lineage: Eukaryota; Fungi; Ascomycota; Dothideomycetes; Dothideales; Saccotheciaceae
Product: proteasome subunit alpha type-5
Exons: 5
Coding region: 177-914 (245 amino acids)
Biological process (GO): proteasome-mediated ubiquitin-dependent protein catabolic process
Cellular component (GO): nucleus; proteasome core complex; proteasome core complex, alpha-subunit complex
Source: RefSeq, a predicted model, not a curated record
GUUUCCUGAGGGCAAUCAGCUCGCCGUCUGCAAUCCAUCUCUCUCGCCCAUCUGUCCACCGAACGUCUACUCUUUCCCUCUCCACAACUCCAAGCAGUAGCCACCCCUGCUCUACGUCCACCACAUAAUCACACUUCACCGCCACCUCUCGCUCUUCCCCACCAACUCCCGCAACCAUGUUCAUUGCGCGCUCCGAAUAUGAUCGCGGUAUCAACACCUUCUCGCCCGAAGGCCGUCUCUUCCAAGUAGAGUACUCGCUCGAAGCCAUCAAGCUCGGUUCCACCGCUAUCGGUGUCGCAACCUCCGAGGGUGUCAUCCUUGGUGUCGAGAAGCGCGUCACUUCAACACUGCUCGAAACCAGCUCCGUCGAGAAGAUCGUCGAGAUCGACAGACACAUUGGUGCCGCCAUGUCCGGUCUGCAGGCCGACGCCCGUAGCAUGAUCGAGCAUGCCAGAAUUACUUCGCAAAGUCACGCCUUCAACUACGCCGAACCUCUGUCCGUCGAGAGCUGUACCCAGGCCAUCUGCGAUUUGGCCCUGAGAUUCGGUGAGGGUGCCGAGGGAGAGGAGAGCAUCAUGAGCAGACCCUUCGGUGUCGCCUUGCUCAUUGCUGGCUUUGACGAGAACGGCCCAUCACUGUACCACGCCGAACCUUCAGGCACAUUCUACCGCUACGACGCAAAGGCCAUCGGCUCGGGAUCAGAGGGUGCACAGGCCGAGUUGCAGAAUGAGUUCCACAAGUCAUUGACGCUGGCAGAGGCCGAGGUCUUGGUGCUCAAGACAUUGAAGCAGGUCAUGGAGGAGAAGCUGGACUCGAAGAACGUGCAGUUGGCCAGCGUCACCAAGGACAAGGGCUUCAGGAUAUACGGCGACGAAGAGAUGGCAUCGGUUGUGUCCAGACUCGAGGCCAACUAGAGGCUACGUCAUGUCAAGCCAUUCUAUGUAUUCUAGGCGCAUCGCAUAGGCGCAAAGGAAUUAAUGAUAAAUGCAUCCAAAGGAAGGGUUGUUUUGUUUUCAAUCGUAGCUUUUC